UUGCAAUGUGAACUUACAAGUUGUCUUCCCUCUACAACCACUCUCUUUAUAGACCAUAAUAAUCAUAGCAAUUCCACGUUGACUUGAAAAACGAAGUAAACGAUAAAUGGCUUAGUGAGUGCCCAAGUGUAUCCUCAACACUCAGUUUUUCAUCAAAGAGCUAGUCAAACAAACAAAAAAUGCUAUAAGAGUGUUCUGAUCAUCUGAUCCAAGAAAAUCUCAAUUUCCACAGAAGCAAGGUUUCAUUCCAUUUUCAUCCUCUAUUGAUUCUCCCAUUAAUUGGAAGAUCAUGACUAUGAUUGCAGAUGCCCUUGUGGGGGAACUGGUUAAGGAACUUCUGGGUGCAGUUAAAGAUGUCAUGAUCAAGGCUGUGAAGUUCAAGUCCUCUCUGGAGAAGUUGAAGAGCACCCUGGAAUCAUUAGGACCAGAUGUGGAUAAGAUAGUAGAACAAUACAGGGCACGGGAUCGUGCAUCGGAAACGAAGAAGCUGGUUGAACUUAUGAAGAGUGGAAAGAAACUUGUUCUGGAGUGCUCUAAUAAAUUUUAUUGGUUGAAGCGUUUAUAUACCAAGGCCCAAUACCAAGAGAAACUUGAAGAGUUGGAUGCAAAAAUUUUUAGGUACUUUCAGCUUGAUAUGCAAGCUAAGAUUGUCAGGACUGUGUUGGACAUUGAGGUGAAGGUUGAUGGAAUCAGUGAGGAUUUGAGAAAGGCUGUUGUUACGAAAAAGGAAAGUGUUGGAUUGAAGGUGUGUGCAGCUCCUACACCCCCGGAAUUCACUGUUGGCUUUGAAGGUCCUCUGAAAGAUUUGAAGCACAAGUUGCUUCGGGAAGAGGUUAAUGUCUCGGUGCUCCCGGUUACUGGUUCACGAGGUUUGGGAAAGACUACAUUAGCCAAAAUGUUUUGCUGGGAUGAACAAGUCAAAGGUAAAUUCAAGGAGAAUAUCUUCUUCGUCACCUUUGCAAAAUCGCCCAACUUGCAUACCAUAGUGCAGAAUCUGUUUCAACACAAUGGUCACCCAAUGCCUGAGUUCCGAAGUGAUGAAGACGCUAAAAACCAAUUGGAAAAUUUGUUGAAACUGAUUGGGAAAAGUGGUCCAAUACUGUUGGUACUGGACGAUGUUUACCCUGGAUCGGAAUCUCUUGUUGACAACUUUGUGUUCCAGAUCCCAAACUACAAAAUUUUGGUGACAUCAGGAUCCGCAAUCACAAGGUUUGGCCCUCCAUACGUCUUGAAACCACUUGGUGAUGAAGAUGCUCUAAAGCUAUUUUGUCUCUCAGCAUCCCUAAAUCAAAAGAGCACUAAUAUCCCUGAUGAUGUUGUGAAAAUGAUAGUGAAAGGUUGUAGAGGUUCUCCCUUGGCACUUUCAGUGACUGGCAAAUCGCUAAGGGACCAGAACUUGGUGUUUUGGCGCAAGAGAGCGAAGCACUUGUCCAAGGGAGGUUCAAUAUUGGGUUAUGAAAAAUAUGUGCUUACUUGCCUCCAAGAGAGCUUAGACAAUUUGGAUCAUAAGGCCAUAGAGUGUUUUAAAAAUAUAGGCUUAUUUCCUGAAGAUCAGAGGAUCCCUGCUGCUGCCCUCAUGGAUAUUUGGGCAGAACUGCAUAAUGAAGAUGAUGAGACUGCAAUGGAGAUCAUUUAUGAACUGGUCAACCUGAACAUGGUUGAUAUUAUUGUCACAAGGAAAGUUGCAAGUGACAUAGUUGACUAUAAUUAUCACUAUGUCACUCAGCAUGGUCUUCUUCGGGAUUUAGCCAUCCUUCAGACUAGUGAGGAGACAGAGGACAAGAGGGAUAGAUUAAUUAUUGAAAUAAAUAGAAAUAAUCUUCCUGCAUGGUGGAGUUUAGAGAACGAGUAUCCCAUUGCAGCCCGCAUAUUAUCCAUAUCAACUGAUGAAGCAUUCUCUUCAGAGUUGUGUAACUUGCAGCCAACUAAAGUUGAGGCUUUAGUAUUGAACCUUCGAGGAAAGAAGUACACACUGCCAAUGUUCAUGGAGAAAAUGAAUAAACUAAAAGUCUUGACAAUUACAAAUUAUGAUUUAUAUCCUGCCGAGUUAGAGAAUUUUGAGAUGCUUGAUCAUCUAUCUAAUCUUAAACGGCUCAGAUUGGAGAAGGUGAGAAUUCCUUUCCUCAGCAAGACCGGAGUGCAACUGAAGAAUCUGCAGAAGUGUUCUUUUUUCAUGUGCAAUGUGAAUGAAGCAUCCGAAAAUUGCACGGCCCAAGUUUCAAAUAUGUUGCCAAAUUUGGUGGAGAUGGACUUUGACUAUUGUACUAUGGUGCAACUUCCAGUUGUGCUCUCUGAUAUUGUUUUGUUAAAGAAUCUUAGGAUCACAAACUGCCAUAAACUUUCUGCACUUCCUGAAGGAAUUGAAAAGUUGGUCAAUUUGGAAUCACUAAGGCUUAGUUCCUGCACUGGUUUAUUAGAGUUGCCAGACUCAAUCACAAGCCUUCAGAAACUAGAAUUUCUUGACAUCUCAGACUGCAUAAGCCUCAGUAAUUUGCCUGAGGGCAUGGGCAAGUUGAGUAAUUUAGAGAAGCUCAAUGUCAAAGGCUGCUCAAGAUUAAUGGAGUUGCCUGCCUCAAUCAUGGAACUUGAGGAUUUAAAGGAUGUGAUAUGUGAUGAAGAGGUGGUUGAAUUAUGGGAACAAUUCAAAAUCAUUCUCGGUAAUCUAAGGCUACAGGUCGUCCAAGUUGACUUCACUUUGGAUUUUCUUCAUAAUUCACGCUGAUGAUUGUUGGAUUGACUAUACAAUCAAGAUUCAAGAGGGAGCGGAAUAAGCUGAAUAAAACUGAUAAGAUGAGAAAAAUUGCCAAGAGAAUUUUUUUUUUCAGAGCAAUUAAGAGGGAAAAGAAUAUCAAGAAUAAAGUUUCUAUGUUUUGUCAUUAUUUUGAUGAUAGAAUAAAAAAGUUAUUCCAUUGCCUGUAAAUUCUAAUAGAAUAAAAUAGCAAAAUUAUGUUUUUUUAAAGAAAAUUUAUAAGUUUUAUUGUCAUUCCAUAAAUUUUUCCAUUCUGUUAGGCCCAAAGUCAGGCAAGAGCCCAAUAUCAUGCAGGAAGGCUUCAAUGAGCCUUUAGUCCAUCAGGUUCCAGUGGGUCCCAAAAUAUGGCAAGUAUAUUCUAGAAGGGGGAAGGAAAAGAUGACUCACAGUUAGUUAGCAAGGGGGGAGACGUGUCAGGUAGAGAGAGAGCUAUUGCCAUCAUGAUUAGUAUAAGGAGUGGGGAAUAGAUUGGGAGGGGGUCAUUCUGUUAGAAUCAAGUUUGAGAGAGGGCAGAAUGCAUAGUGCAUACCUGUAAGGAGCUUAGCUCUGGGCAAGAAGAGAGACUUUCUUUCUCUUUUCCUGUAAUUCAUUCUCCAAUUCAUUGUGAAUAUAAAGCUCUAACAUUUCAUUUUC
Lotus japonicus is the source of this 3382-nucleotide messenger RNA. RefSeq names its product probable disease resistance protein At5g66900. The coding region runs from base 290 to 2722 and encodes 810 amino acids. The record is from RefSeq and is a predicted model, not a curated record. Gene Ontology annotation, biological process: defense response to fungus. Gene Ontology annotation, molecular function: ADP binding. The transcript has 6 exons. NCBI's taxonomy places the organism in Eukaryota, Viridiplantae, Streptophyta, Magnoliopsida, Fabales, Fabaceae.